AUGCUAAAAAACAUAUUUAGACUGAAUUCUCUUAAAAGAAGAAUUUCUAGUACAAAAUGUUCAUUUAAUAUAAAUAAAUUAAUCAUUUAUAAUGAUGAUGAUUAUUUAGUGAUUAACAAAAAUGAUGGUAUAUCUACCUUUGGAAAAGCGAAAAAUAAAGAAAGUAUAAUAAAAAAUUUACAUUUAUUAAAUGUAGAAAAUAUAGAAAAUGCUAAUAUAGUAUAUAAAUUACACAACGCAAUAUCAGGCUGUAUUUUAAUAUGUAAAAAUAAAUUUCUUAAAACUCAUUAUUAUGAAAAUAUAUUUAUAACUUUGGUAUAUGGAAAAGUAGAAAAAAAAAAUAAUGGAGAAAUAAAAUUAUACUUAAAGUACUUACCUAAUUCCAAUAUUAUGAUCCCAUCAAAUAAUUAUGAAUAUAUUAAUGACCUAAAGGUGUUAAAAUAUGAUAUUAUUAGUAAUAACAUUUCGUAUAAUAAACACAAUUUCACUCUUUUAAAAAUAUUUAUAAAUGCCAAUAAUUGUAAAUAUAUAAAACCAUUAUUAUUUUACUCCUUAUAUACAUGCGUAGUGGGAGAUAAUGAAUAUAUCAAUGUACAUAAAAAAUUAAAAAAAGAAUUUUUUUUUUUUCAAGAUAUAAAAAAUAUAAAAAAUAGUAAAAAAUUUUUACUAAACAAAUUAAACGACCAAAAUAGGAAUUCAGAAAACCAAGAAUUAAAAUUACAUCUUUACUGUUUUAAUGUUACUUUUCAAUCUAAUUGUAAUAAAAUUAUAUCUGUUAAUUGCUCAUUACCUUUGCAUAUUAAAGAAACAUUAAGUUUGCUAGGUGCUUCUAAUUUAAUUAAAAAAUUAGAUAAAGAAAAAAAAAGUCAAAAAGAUAUUUUUACAAAUAAAUUAGAUGACGAAAAAAUAAACAAUAAAAUAUUUAAAGACGAAGUAUUUUUACAAAAUAGUAAUGAAUUUGAUAAAGAAAAUACAAACUUUUAUGAUUCAUUAGAAGACGAUGAUGAUUUACAAAAGGAAAAUGAUGAGUUAUUAAACGAAAUAUAUAAAGAAAAGGAUCAGAAAAAAAAAGAAAAACAAAAAAUAAAAAGAGGGGUAUUAGCUAAAGAUGUUAAUAAGCUAACAAAUUCUGAUGCACCUAUUUUCUUCACUGAUGUUGAAUGA
This is a messenger RNA of Plasmodium relictum, 1164 nucleotides long. Its product is annotated as conserved Plasmodium protein, unknown function. The transcript has 3 exons. Bases 1 to 1164 code for a protein of 387 amino acids. Gene Ontology annotation, biological process: pseudouridine synthesis. Lineage: Eukaryota; Apicomplexa; Aconoidasida; Haemosporida; Plasmodiidae. The record is from RefSeq and is a predicted model, not a curated record. Gene Ontology annotation, molecular function: RNA binding; pseudouridine synthase activity.